Messenger RNA from Patiria miniata (bat star), 3111 nucleotides. RefSeq names its product F-box/WD repeat-containing protein 7-like. The transcript has 3 exons. NCBI's taxonomy places the organism in Eukaryota, Metazoa, Echinodermata, Asteroidea, Valvatida, Asterinidae. The record is from RefSeq and is a predicted model, not a curated record. Gene Ontology annotation, molecular function: protein binding. Bases 176 to 1729 code for a protein of 517 amino acids.
UAUAUAUGUAGUGCAGGGUAACUGAGUUAAAUUCCCCUGGGUUGGAGAAGAGCUAUGGUGCUUUUACCGGAAAGAAUGUUGCACCCUGACGCUGUUUUUUCCGUCAUAUAUCAUCUCAGUAAAGGUUUGUAAGUCACUGGCUUAUUUCAAGUGAAGUUACAAAAUAAGUGAGUGAAUGAUGGCAUCCUCCCUUCAGCGAGUGGAAUUUGGUAGUCUUCCUAAUGAGAUGCUGCUUCAAGUUCUGCAAUAUUUAACACCCAAAGAUCUUUGUCAUGUUGCGUUGUGCAGUAAAUCUUUGAGAGAAACAGCCAAUCAUGAUGCUCUGUGGCGCCCUCUUUGUCAUGCAGAAGGAUGGAGGCACUUUGGUAGAGCUGAAGAUCUUGACGAAAGCACUGCAUUCAUUCCUGUGGACAAGCAGAACGUUGGUAAAGAUGUGAACUUCUCGUUCGAUACCGUUGUUAGUGGUACUGACUGGCCUGGACUGAUGGACACGUGCAAAUGGAAGACGGUCUACAUGAAAGCACAUCAUCUCGAAAGGAACUGGAGGGAUAAUAGUCACCACGUUGUCUCUUUCGAGUUUGGCUCGGAGGGAUGUGCUGGUCGGUUCAGUCCAACAAUAUGGGAUUCUCCCACUCAUUCACAGAUAUAUAAUCUACAUGGAGAGGGUACCUACCUAGCAGCAGGAGUUUCGAAUGGCACAGUCAUGGUGUGGGAUAUGUACAGUGGGAAACUAAAAUACACCAUACACGUAGACAUCUGUGACAAAAGCGAAUGCUUGAAAAUCAAAAAUGGCACCAUAGCUGUAGGUUGUAAAGAUGGAAUGAUUCGUACAUACUCCACACAAACAGGGCAACAACUGCAAGUUAUGUCUUGUCAUCAACUUGCAGUAUCCCAACUGUUUAUUGACGAUGACACAAUCGUCAGUGUCGCUCGUCCUGAUCCUAGGCUUUUUUAUGCCAGCAAGGACACAUUUGAGGACAGUGACAUCAAAGUUUGGAGUUCAUUAAAUGGGGACCUUCGUUUUCUUUUUCGCAGAGAGGAUGAUUCCAAAGAUAAGACGCAAGACGUGGAUUAUGUGGAUAAAACGGUAGCCGCUGUUUAUGUUGACCGAACAAUUCGGUUAUGGAAUGCACAGAGCGGUGUAUGCAUGCAUGUCAUAGGUCCGUCGCAUCGGAUGGGUGAGUUUGUAGAGGCGUUGACUUACUGCCAUCUCAACAACGGAACUCUCAUCGUUGGUGAUAGGGACAACAGAGUAGAAAUGUAUGACGUGAAAUCAGGGGCGUGCUGCAAGACAUUCAACAUUCCUUUAGGCUGUAAUGAAAAAAAUGAUAACAAAACUUGGUCAUGUGUGUUCACUGGUAAGUUUCUCGUUGCUGCAUCAGAUUGGGGUACUAAUCUUAGGGUCUGUAACCCAGAGGGCAAGUACAUUGGGGAGACCAAGACUGCUGGAGAUUAUGAACGUAUGAUGCACUCGAGUUGUGUCCGCGGUAAUAAAUUGAUUGUCUGUGAUGAGGAUACAGGUGCCGGCUCAUUGUGGAUGAUUGAUAGAGAGAACGGCUUUCAUGUUGUGAAAAAAUUGAGAGGGAGUAUGUUUAGUCGGUGUGUGCCAGGUGAAUUGUUCGAAUUUUGGUUGGGUGACACAAAACUAGCUGUCGCUCAUUACUUUGAUGAAACUUUGGAAGAGAGCCUAGUCCAGGUACCAUACAUCGCAGUUCACCAUUAUUGGUGAAGGAAUGAGGGGGUGAUUUGGACAUCAACAUACCCUGCACUGAAUCCUCAUUGUUACGAGAAAGACUCCGUGCACGCUUAUGAACUUUGUAAGCUGGAUUUGUAUAGUAGGUGUAAUCUACCAGGUUGUUGAUAUUUGUUUGCAGACUGUGACUUUAACUGCCAAAUAUGAUUGCUCAGUGUUUUGGCUUUACAGCUAAUUCAAUAUAUUUACAGCUUUAUCCAUGCCUACAGCAUUAGCCAGAACAUUGGCUGAUGUUUGGAACCUACAUGUACAGUUAGCCAAUUAAGGAUUGGCACAUCUCAAUUUUGUUUCCACGAAUAUUUCAAUAAUACAGUUCCUUUGCCUAUACGCAUUGAUUUUCUACUUACUGUUUCUUUAUUUUAAAAAAAAUCCUCUUUUUUGGUAAAAAGAUGAGAAAACAAAGAGUUUCGAGUUAAACACGAACAAAUAUAAACUGCAAGGAUAUGGUCAAUUAUUAUAGAAUACAACAAAGAGGCAUGUUGGCCUAGAAAAAUUACCAGGAAUGAAAAACAAAACGGUAGUGGAGAGGAGGUAGGUGUAAAAUUUAUCCAGAAUAUAUUAUUUGAUAUUUUAGGGAAAUAUAACCAUUUACUAAUACCCCUCGGAUGAUCAGCAACUGGCAAGUUAAAACAAAAACAAUGACAGUGUACUUCAAUGUCACCAAUCGUGCAGUGGAAUGGGCGUUAAUCCAAUGCUGAAUCCAAGACUCCUUCAGAAUUUUGUCUUUUUCCCAAAGCAAUUCUAAGUUUGCUUUAUUUCAGUCAUUGAAUGAACUUUAAACAAAAUGUAUAUAAUGCUACAACAUAGAGUAAAACUUUAACACAUAAGUGAUCUUUUUAACUACACAACAAGUGUUGAAAAUGAACAUUGGAAAAAAGUGAAUUCAAAAAGCGUGAAUUCGAUUCUUAGUUGGUUGGAAUAGUCUGUAAUAAGCUUGAUAAUCUCGAUGUCAAUUGGUUACCAAAGAGGAAUGAUGACAUGUCUCUGUCCUCACAAUUUAUGUUUGGGGGAAGAGACAAAGCUGCAACAUUGAACAAUAUCGACCUCAAUAGCACCGUGAUCGAAAGUAUUAUAUUAAGAUGUAUCAGAAGUUGAAAUUGUAUAACGGUUUACCAAAAUGGAAUAGUGAUAUUUCAGAAAGAGCGAAAACAAGAUAGGCAUUUCUUUGACUGCAGCCACAGAAACUAAUUUGAAAUAGUGCUUUCCUAAAAUGUAAUUAACGCCAGUAAAAAGCAGGCUUGGUUCAUUUGUUUGUUUUCACUUUUUUUCCUGGUCACAUUCCCUUCAAUGCAUGUAUACUGUCGUCAUUUGUUCAUUCAUUUGCGUUAAAAUAAAGGGUGAUGACCAAAUGCAGAGUU